UUGCAAUUUUCGAGCGGUGAAAUAUUUGGAUUGUCGGUCGGUAGUGUGUGUAUUUGAGGUUAAAGUAGGUGGUAGUAGUUAGUUAUUGAGAUGGGUAGGAACAUCCACUGCACGUACAUUUCCGAGAAGAUCAACAAAAUCAGAUGGAGACCGAACCCGUUCAACGAUCCCAAGCAAUUCGUGACCGGCAGCUGGGACAACGACGAGAAUCACAUCAGGCUGUGGGAGGUGAAGGGCUUCGAAGAGGACACAGACAUCAACCCUUUCGAAAUCAACGUGCUGCCCUUCGAUGGGGACGUAACUGAACUGAAAUGCGUGAACCCCGACUACCUCAUCGCAACCUCGAACGAGGGCAAAGUGUACCUGAUCAAGAUUGCCACAAAUAUCACCGAAGAAAUAUGCCUGUCCCAUGAGAUCGUUUGGGACGAUGCACAUCAGGGAAUGCCAUGCACCUCAUUUGCUGUGUACGAUAAAGAUAUUGCCACCGUUGGUGAGGAUGGAAGGAUCAACCUGUUGAGUAUCAUGAAUAAAGCUCCAACAAGAGUUAUUGAUGAUGCUGAUAGUUGCACUGUAAAUUGUGUUGAAUUCCUGAAAUUCAAUGAGCUCAUAACUGGAAAUUCGAGGGGACAAAUGAAGAUAUGGGAUCUGAGGGCAGACGAGGAGAAGGCCAGUCAGAUUUUCAUGCUCAGUGGCGACAGCAUCGUUGCGGCGACUUGUUUAGCACAGCAUCCCACCCAGAGGCAUCUGACUGCCGCCGGAGAUGAGCACGGCUCGAUCACCUUGUGGGAUCUCAGACAGAACACGUACCCGCUGAACGUGAUGACAUCGCACACGGAAUCGGUAACGGAGGUUCAGUUCCAUCCCGACAGACCUGAACACAUCUUCUCCUGCGGACAAGCCGGAGAUGUCUUCCACUGGUCUGGUAUCAAGCAAGGCGCCUGCGAAGAGUCUGCUUGGUACACAUCCACCACCAACAAGUACGACAUCUUCAUGCUGAUGCCACAGCUUCACACAACAAUCAAUUCCAUCGACCUGAACAGGGACAGGCUGCUCUGUGGCAGUGAUAAUGAGGCCAUGUACAUGAUCGAAGGAGUCAACAUCUACAGCUGAACAUAUUUCUUUUUUUUUUGCAUUCAAUAAAAUAUAAGUAUUUUUUAUAAUUA
Messenger RNA from Nicrophorus vespilloides, 1163 nucleotides. RefSeq names its product nucleoporin Nup43. Gene Ontology annotation, cellular component: nuclear pore outer ring. Lineage: Eukaryota; Metazoa; Arthropoda; Insecta; Coleoptera; Silphidae. The record is from RefSeq and is a predicted model, not a curated record. The transcript is spliced from 2 exons. Bases 91 to 1110 code for a protein of 339 amino acids. Gene Ontology annotation, molecular function: protein binding.